CGCACGUCCGCACUCCCCCCAUCACGGCAAGGAAAACCUUGGGCGGCAGCCUGCCUUGCCUGCUUCAGGCGCCUGGCCCCCCCGAUCGUGCUACCAAAUUUCGUACCACCGUUAUAGUUAGGAGGGGUCCCCGCUCUUCUCAAGAUCCCGAAGCCUGCUCGAGUGCUCGCUAAUUUAAUUCCCCCUCCAACCUUGAACCUUCAACCCCAUUCACCUCGAACAUUUGAGGAUAGACGCUCCCGUUCCUCAUACCCACGCAACUGAACUAAAGAUAUCCUCAUCCGAGACUAGAUACGCUCACGUCGCUAAUCCUCUCUCGACCGAACAAACGCCGCCAUGGCCGACUCCCUUACCGAAGAGCAGGUCUCCGAGUUCAAGGAGGCGUUCUCUCUCUUUGACAAGGAUGGCGAUGGACAAAUCACCACCAAGGAGCUGGGUACCGUUAUGCGCUCGCUAGGCCAGAAUCCUUCCGAGUCGGAGCUGCAGGACAUGAUCAACGAGGUCGACGCUGACAACAAUGGCACCAUCGACUUCCCUGAGUUCCUUACCAUGAUGGCGAGAAAAAUGAAGGACACCGACUCUGAGGAAGAGAUCCGCGAGGCAUUCAAGGUCUUUGAUCGUGACAACAACGGCUUCAUCUCCGCCGCCGAGUUACGCCAUGUCAUGACCUCUAUCGGCGAGAAGCUCACUGACGAUGAGGUUGACGAGAUGAUCCGCGAGGCUGACCAGGAUGGUGAUGGCCGCAUCGACUACAACGAGUUCGUCCAGCUCAUGAUGCAGAAAUAAACUAGAACCGCAGCCGGCUCUUCUCUUCUCCCCCACACCGCUCCCCUGCCCCCGCAAAACUGUGUGACGCCACUAUCAGACGACGACCGACCGACUGACCACGGUAACGCUUCGCGAGCUGCGGCUGCGGCGCUUCUGUGUCUUUUCCAUGGGGCGGGAUUGUUGGGCUCGUGGAUUGGCAACCUACCUAGGUAUUUGUUAACAAAAAAAUGAGAAAAAGUAAUGUCAUUCGGAGGGUCUCCCUUGAAUAUCAUGUCACGGGCUCGUAUCAUGGCCAAUUAUUUCUUUUAUUACUCGAAUUUAUUCUUCAUUCUGUCUCGACAACUGGCCACUAGUGCCGUGACCGAUUUGUUCGUGAGUCAGGGUCGUCUGAAAAUAAUCUGCACCCCCUGAGCGUUGUGACUCUUGAAGAGGCUUUUCCUCUUU
Lasiosphaeria miniovina is the source of this 1212-nucleotide messenger RNA. Its product is annotated as calmodulin. Bases 337 to 786 code for a protein of 149 amino acids. Gene Ontology annotation, biological process: spindle pole body organization. Gene Ontology annotation, cellular component: central plaque of spindle pole body. The record is from RefSeq and is a predicted model, not a curated record. The transcript has 7 exons. NCBI's taxonomy places the organism in Eukaryota, Fungi, Ascomycota, Sordariomycetes, Sordariales, Lasiosphaeriaceae. Gene Ontology annotation, molecular function: calcium ion binding; enzyme regulator activity.